CAUCCCUCAGUAGAGCCGGGUAUUGCUUGCAGAUAGGGCGGUGCGCAGGCUCUGUAUCAGCCCCUUUCACCAUGAAGCUCGCCGUCGGUUUGACCUUGGGACUGGUCGCCCAGUGCGCAGCCAAAAACUCGACUUACUACAACCCCGUUCUCCCCGGCUGGCACUCUGAUCCGUCCUGCAUCCACGUCAGCGGAACCUUCUACUGCGUGACGUCCACCUUCAUCUCCUUUCCCGGCCUCCCCAUCUACGCAUCCAAGGAUCUGAUCAACUGGAAGCACGUCAGCCAUGUGUGGAACCGUGAGUCCCAGCUCCCCGGCUAUAGCUGGGUGACCGACAACCAGCAAGGCGGCAUGUACGCUGCCACCAUCCGCUUCCGCGACGGCGUCUUCUACGUGAUUUGUGAGUACCUAGACGCGCCAGGCAAGGAAUCCGGCGUGCUGUUCCGGACCACCAACCCCUUCGACGACGCCUCCUGGAGCGACGCUCUCGUCUUCCCCACCACCAAGAUCGACCCGGACCUCUUCUGGGACGACGACGGCAAAGUCUACGUCGCCACCCACAGCGUCCAGCUGCAAGAAUUCGACCUCACCACGGGCGACAUCGGCCCGCCGAUCCCGCUCUGGAACGGCACGGGGGGCGUGUGGCCCGAGGGGCCGCACAUUUACAAAAGGGACGGCUGGUACUACCUCCUGAUCGCCGAGGGCGGCACGGCGCUGGACCACGCCAUCACAAUGGCGCGCGCGCGGAACCUCACGGGGCCGUACACGCCGGCGCCGCACAACCCGGCCCUCACCAACCGCGGCACGGCCGAGUAUUUCCAGACGGUCGGCCACGGUGACCUGUUCCAGGACGCCCGCGGCAACUGGUGGGGGAUGUGCCUCGCCACGCGCUCCGGGCCCGAGUACAGGUCGUACCCGAUGGGCCGCGAGGCGGUGCUUUUCCCCGUGACGUGGAAGCAAGGGGAUUGGCCCGUCAUGCAGCCCGUCAGGGGCAAGAUGAGCGGGUGGCCGCUGCCGCGGGCCGAUCGGACGAGUGUGCCUGGUGACGGGCCGUUUAAUCAGGACCCGGAUGUUUAUGACUUUGAGAAGCCCGGCAAGGUUAUCCCGAGGAAUCUGGUUCAUUGGCGGGUACCGAGGGAGGGGAUGUUUAGCGUGACGAAAAAGGGGUUGCAGGUGGUGCCGGGGCGGAAUGCUCUGUCUGGGUUGCCGGGAGGUACCGAGCCGGCAGCGAAGGCGAUUUCGUUCAUUGGGCGGCGGCAGACGCACAGUCUGUUUACGUUUAGUGUUGAUCUGGAAUUCGAGCCCAAGAAGAACGGAGAGGAGGCUGGGGUGGUGGCGUUCCUGACGCAAAAGGCGAAUAUCCAACUGGGCGUUGUGCUGCUUGACGAGCAGCUGAGCUUUAGGUUCAAUGUUUCGGGCAAGAUCACGACGACGGCGGUGCCGAAGAAGUGGGCGGGUGAGAAGCUACGAUUGGAGAUACAGAUGAAAACGCCGACCGAGUAUACUUUUGCAGCAAUGCCGGCGAAACCGAAGGGAAGGGAGAGGGUGGUGCUGGGCACUGCGUCGGCGGAGCUGCUGAGCGGAGGGAGUGGCUCGUUCGUUGGGACGUUGAUCGGAGUAUAUUCUACUUGCAAUGGGGCUGGACAGGGUCUGAAUUGCCCGACUGGGACGCCGAACGCCUACUUCACGAGGUGGAGGUACACGGGAGAUGGCCAGUACAUCUCUGCGACGGAAGUGGUUAGGACAUAAACUCAAGCGUUGUGGUCUCGUGGGUAUUCUUUGCUCGGUGCCUACAUGUACAUACCUACCUACUACAGUCUUAGCUGGAGCCUACAAUCACAUAAGCAAUGGCGCAUGGAUAAAGCCUUAUU
Parathielavia appendiculata is the source of this 1870-nucleotide messenger RNA. RefSeq names its product glycoside hydrolase family 43 protein. The record is from RefSeq and is a predicted model, not a curated record. Lineage: Eukaryota; Fungi; Ascomycota; Sordariomycetes; Sordariales; Chaetomiaceae. The transcript has 2 exons. The coding region runs from base 72 to 1748 and encodes 558 amino acids. Gene Ontology annotation, molecular function: hydrolase activity, hydrolyzing O-glycosyl compounds. Gene Ontology annotation, biological process: carbohydrate metabolic process.